AACAGACAGAAAGCUAUAUUUGUAUUGACACAUUGACAAUCGUCGCAAGCUUGUAAACCGUUAUAAUUCAAAUACUUAUAAUCGACUGUUUUACUCUUGGAAUUAAAGUAAGUUAAUUUUUAAAUACACACCGUAUUACACAGAAGAUAAAAUGGCUCCCAGGGAUAACCAAACUCACAGAGAGCCAACUAAAGGAGUAAAGAUUGCAAAAAAGAAGGAAGUCAAGACCAAUAAAAUUGAGGUGGCUGAGACAAAACCUAAGACAGUACCAGCACCGAAACCAGUCACUCCAAAAUCUUGUAAAAAAGAGAACAAACAAGCAAAUGUGACAGGAAGUGUGACCAAGAGCGCUAAAAAGCCAAUGCGCAAUAGACGUCCAAAGCCAGCACAUUCUGGUGUUCCUGUACCGGAGAAAAUGAGAAAAUGCUUAGCUCAAUUACUGAAUUCCGACUGAAGAAACACACACACACAUAUAUAUAUAUAUAAUUGUGUAACAGUUGAAAAAAUAUUACUAAGAAUGUAUGGUUAAAUUGUAUAAUUUAAGGCUUGUCAAAGACUACUAUAUAUUUAUAUUUCUUUAUUCUAGUAGUAUAUUGUAUCCUUUUAGUUUUGCUUAAACUUUAUUGUAUUACGAGCUGUUAGUCGCGACUGUGUUCGCUUGAAAUAAAAAAAGUAGCCUAUGUAUUCUUCCAGACUAUGUGUGCCAAAUUUCAUAAAAAUCUAUUCAGCCAUUCUGAAGAUACCUUCAAACCAAGAUUCAUCCAUGCAAACAUUUUCAUUUAUAAUAUUAGUAAGAAUAAAAGACACAUUAGCUUUAGUUUUUAGUGCCAUCUGUGUUUAAAUCUAGGAUAUUUAAACUUAUUGACACGUCUAAUAGAAUUCUAGAUUAAAUAGUUCUUAAGCAUCAUUUACUGACUUGCCAUCAUUUUUUUAAAUGUAGUCUACAUUUAAAUAUAUUUUAUCAUUUAAAAAAUAGCUGUGGGUCUUUAACAUUGAAUACAUGUAGACUAUACAUAUCUAAAAGAAAGGUUUCUUUUUUAAUUUUACAGUUGUCUGUAGCUUUUUCACAAUCAUAAUUAUCUUGCCAUGUUUCAAUCUUCAAAUGGGUUCAGCAAAGGGAUAGCGGUUGACAAAGGCAUCGCCAGCCAAUGAUUAAGAGGGUUGGGGGAUGGAAUGUAGCAAAAGUUUUUAUUCCGUUUCUAUUCCGAAGUGAAUUUUUGUCAAUAUGUAGUCCAAUUCUUAUAUCCAUGGAGAUUCUAUGCAUGUUAGUUUACAUUUGUUUUAACUAAUCUACCAUACUUUCGAAGAAUGUUUUGGAAAGUUCAUGCGAUGAUUAGGAUUUGGCAGAAAUGUAUAGACAAGGCUAUCAAGACAGAAAUAACAAACAAAAAUAGUUGUAUAUUUAUAUUACAGAACAAAUUGACAAGUAUAUUUUCAUUGUAUACAUAUAAAUAUUGACAAAACCAAGACAUUUUUUAGUAAUUUAACUUUAGUUUGAUUUAAUUUUAAUGGGCAAUGGAAAAUUUCGAUUAUUCUUGAUUCACAGUUCUAUCAAUAAGUUUUUGUUAUAAUCAUGAUUGAUGAUGAUGACAAUAUUGAUUGGAAAUUUAUGUUUUAUUAU
Messenger RNA from Papilio xuthus (Asian swallowtail), 1621 nucleotides. RefSeq lists its product as uncharacterized. The record is from RefSeq and is a predicted model, not a curated record. The transcript has 2 exons. NCBI's taxonomy places the organism in Eukaryota, Metazoa, Arthropoda, Insecta, Lepidoptera, Papilionidae. Bases 152 to 454 code for a protein of 100 amino acids.